Molecule: messenger RNA, 534 nt
Organism: Aegilops tauschii subsp. strangulata
Lineage: Eukaryota; Viridiplantae; Streptophyta; Magnoliopsida; Poales; Poaceae
Source: RefSeq, a predicted model, not a curated record
AUGCAGUGGACGGCGCCGUACCUCGCAGCGCGCGCCGGCACCGGCGCCAGUGACCACGGCCUCACGCACAUCCACCUGUACAUGCACGAGACCUUCGCCGGCCCGAACUCCACGACGCUCACGGCGGUGCCGUCGCCGCUGGGCACCGACGCGACGUUCGGGACAGUCGGCGUGCUCGACGACGAGCUGCACGACGGGCCGGACGCGAGGAACUCGUCGCUCGUCGGCCGGUACCGAGGCAUUUUCGUCGGCGCGGGGCUCGUGAGCCCGCCAGGCGGGCAGUCGGCGAUCAAUCUUGUCUUCGCGGCCGGGGAGCGCCGCGGGAGCACGCUGGCCAUGCUGGGCCCCGUGCUGAGCUUCACGAGCGCCAUCGAGCGCGCCGUGGUAGGCGGCACCGGCGCCUUCAGGAUGGCCCGCGGGUACUGCGUCAUGACUCCCGCCGGCAGCCCCACGCCGGAUUCCCUCGUCUACGAGGUCGACCUGUUCCUGGACAUGUACCAUGCCCUGAUCGAUUGUGUGCAUGUUGGUAAAUAG